Molecule: messenger RNA, 1633 nt
Organism: Lemur catta (Ring-tailed lemur)
Lineage: Eukaryota; Metazoa; Chordata; Mammalia; Primates; Lemuridae
Gene: C2H6orf118
Product: chromosome 2 C6orf118 homolog
Exons: 10
Coding region: 46-1491 (481 amino acids)
Source: RefSeq, a predicted model, not a curated record
UUGGAUUUGGGGACCUGCUUCCUCCUCAGAGAACCUAACGCUAACAUGCAGAGUAACGCCGUAGUUUACCUGAAGUGGAGACACUGCGAGACCCCAGGGGUGAGGACUCUGUGCAACCUACGGAAGCUGCUGAACAGACUGCAGAAAGACCACAGGGACGACGUCUACCUUUACACCUCCGGACACCUGAACCCCAACAAGCUGUAUAGGCCUCCCGAGACCGUCCUGCAGCACUGGCCCAACGCCAACAGGCCGCAGGAGGGCAAGGCCCCCGUGGCGAGAAGGCCCCCCGAGAGCAAGGUGGCAGCGAUGAAAGAGGCUCUGGUUCGCUUCACCAUCAACACAGCGCUGGUUCCGGACGCCCAGAACACUCGGCUCUUCAGGUACCUGCACCCUCAGGCAGAGAUUUCCUGCGCUUCAGAAGAGGAUUUCGCCCCUAGGAGGUUUCCGAAAGAAGAGAAAGAGGGAAUGGGGGAGGGCUCCCCUGGCCGGCGAAGGAGGGAGGAGCUCAGAGUGCCGGAGCUGAAGGUGCUGAGGUACAAGGCGGCGGGCUCCAGCCGCCGGUGUGCCCUGUCACCGCCAGGCAGGGACGAGUACCGCUGUGUCAGCUCCUACUUAGCCGGCAUAACGAAAGCAGACAGGUAUAAGAAGUUCUUGAAUUUCCAAAAAGAAGUUCUUGCAAAGCACGACCUCCUGAAGAACGAUUUCACCGGGAGCUCGGCGGCCGCGUGCCACGAGAGGAAGCUGCGACAGGAACUCCAGAAGAAAUGCAUGUGUGACCCUCAGGGGCUGAGCAGACUGCAGAUCUUUGGCGACAUCUUUGAAGAUAUUUGCAACAGUUCUUUGAUAUUUGGUGAAAUCUUGAAAGAAAUUAAGGAUGAAUAUGAGCUCUAUAUGGCGAUCCUGCUGGACUCCUGUCCCACAGCACAGCAUAAGACUCUUCUGGCUCAAGCCAAGGGGCUGGAGAAGCGGCCCGUGAAGACAGCCGACGUGGAACGAGCCCGGGAGGAGCUGGGGGUGCUGGUGACAGCCAUCAGAGCUGCCCUGGAGCGGAAUGACAAACUCAGAGAUGAGCUGGAGGCGGAGCUCGCGCUGCUGCAGGCUGCUAAGGACAAGUCAGAAUCAUCUAAGAAAAAUGUAACUGAGGAGGUGCACCUCACUCUUACUGAGAAGGUUGAAAGGAAGAGGUGUGAAAUACUCAAUAAGUGGGAUGAAAUGAAAGCUCUUGAAAAAGAAAUUAAAACAAAUUUGGUUCAUACGGAAAUUUUACAUAUCACUGAGAAUAUGAUUAAAAGCAUAGAGAAUGAAGCUAUAAAAUUGGAAACAGCAAAUAGGAUUUUAAGUAAGAAAACAAAAGUUACUGAAAACCAUGUGAAGCAGAUCAUGGGGAAGAGUAAGAUCAGUGAGGAGGGGCAGAAGGAGCUUUCGAAAUUUAUUAUGCAAUUUGUAAAAUUUGAAGAAACAGUAAAUAACUCUCAAGGGACUGGAUAAAGGACCGAAGAAAAUUCACAGCUGCCAUGUACCUAGUGCAAAUGUUUGCAAAAGUAUAAAUUGAUAAAUAUUCAUCCCAUUUUGUGAGUUUUAAUUCCUAACAAAACUAAUAUGGUAUGUGUAUCCUACUCAAGAUACUGAA